AUUCAUCCCAUGGCCGUCAUACUGUGACGUCUUUCAGAGCGCUUUGUGAUUGCUCAGUCCCAAGUAUAAGCCCUAUAAAAUGAUGGGCUUUGAAAUGCUGGUCAGGGUAGAGUGAGAAGCACCAGCAGGCAGUAACAGCCAACCCUUAGCCAUUGCUAAGGGCAGAGAACUGGUGGAGCCUUCCUCUUACUCCCAGGACUUCAGCACCUAAGACAGCUCCAAAACAAACCAGAACAGGCAGCUCCGGGGGAGCACGAGUGGGCAAGAGGCACAGAAAUGGACACCAGAAAUAAGGCCCAGCUCCUUGUGCUUCUGACCCUUCUCAGUGUGCUGUUCUCACAGACGUCGGCGUGGCCUCUUUACAGGGCACCUUCUGCUCUCGGGUUGGGUGACAGACUACCCUUUGAGGGAGCAAAUGAACCUGAUCAAGUUUCAUUAAAAGAAGACAUGGACAUCUUGCAAAAUGCAUUAGCUGAAAAUGACACACCCUAUUAUGAUGUAUCCAGAAAUGCCAGGCAUGCUGAUGGAGUUUUCACCAGUGACUUCAGUAAACUCUUGGGUCAACUUUCUGCCAAAAAGUACCUUGAGUCUCUUAUGGGAAAACGUGUUAGCAGUAGCAUCUCAGAAGACCCUGUACCAGUCAAACGUCACUCAGAUGCAGUCUUCACAGACAACUAUACCCGCCUUAGAAAACAAAUGGCUGUAAAGAAAUAUUUGAACUCAAUUCUGAAUGGAAAGAGGAGCAGUGAGGGAGAAUCUCCUGACUUUCCAGAAGAGCUAGAAAAAUGAUGAAAAAGCCCUUUGGAGCAAAGCUGAUGACAACUUCCCAGUGAAUUCUUGAAGGAAAACGAUACGCAACAUAAUUAAAUUUUGAGUUCUACAUCAGUAAUUCAAGAAAAAAACUUCAAUAUCCAAACCAAAUAAAAUGUAUUGUGUUGUGAAUGUUGUGACGUAUUCUAGCUAAUGUAAUAACUGUGAUGUUUACAUUGUAAAUAUUAUUUGAGAGUUCUACAUUUUGUCUUUAACUCAUAAAAAGCCUGCAAUUUCAUAUGCUGUAUAUCCUUUCUAACAAAAAAAAUAUAUUUAAUGAUAAGUAAAUGCUAGGUUAAUUCCAAUUAUAUAAGACUUUUUUGGAAGAGUAGUAAUAGAGCAAAAUUGAUGUGUUUAUUUAUAGAGUGUACUUAACUAUUCAGGAGAGUAGAACAGAUAAUCAGUGUGGCUAAAUUUGAAUGUUAAGCAGAUGGAAUGCUGUGUUAAAUAAACCUCAAAAUGUCUAAGAUAGUAACAAUGAAGAUAAAAAGACAUUCUUCCAAAAAGAUUUUCAGAAAAAUAUUAUGUGUCCCCAUAUUUUAUAGGCAACCUUUAUUUUUAAUGGUAUUUUUAAAAAUCUCAAAUUUGGAUUGCUAAUCACCAAAGGCUCUCUCCUGAUAGUCUUUCAGUUAAGGAGAACGACCCCUGCUUCUGACAUUGAACCUUCCCUUUCUGCUUGUGUUAAGUAUGUGUAAAAUGUGAAGUGAAUGAAACAGUUGUUCAAUAAUAAAUAUUUUUGCCAUAAUGACUCAGAAUAUUGCUUUCGUCAUAUGAGCUUCCUUCUGUGAAAGUACAUCUAAAGACAUAACUAUUUUUCCAAAAUAAUUUUAAGAAAUCAAAUAGAGAAAAUAAAGACUUUUGAUUAUCACUGCAGAUAA
Molecule: messenger RNA, 1688 nt
Organism: Mandrillus leucophaeus (drill)
Lineage: Eukaryota; Metazoa; Chordata; Mammalia; Primates; Cercopithecidae
Gene: VIP
Product: vasoactive intestinal peptide
Exons: 7
Coding region: 277-789 (170 amino acids)
Biological process (GO): regulation of sensory perception of pain; adenylate cyclase-activating G protein-coupled receptor signaling pathway; positive regulation of endothelial cell proliferation
Cellular component (GO): extracellular region; perikaryon; neuron projection
Molecular function (GO): neuropeptide hormone activity; peptide hormone receptor binding
Source: RefSeq, a predicted model, not a curated record